GAGAACUCACCAGCAGGAUUCAUCCGAACAUCACCAUGACGCAGAUUUUUUCUUUGACUCUCAUCUGGGCACUCUACAGCACAGCUGGAGCCCUGACAUGUAUGACCUGCACAGAUCAGUCAUGUUCAAGCACAACAUCACUAACAUGUAGCUCAGAGACGAUGUGCAUAACAGCUACCAUACGAGCUACUCAACCUGGAACUUCAGUAACACAGCUCUACAAAGCCUGUGCAGCUUCCUCUCUGUGUCCGGCUACAGGCUCCUCAACAUUUUCAGUCAACUUGGGAUCCCAAAGUGCAAUUGCAUCUGCUCAGUGCUGCAACACAGACAACUGCAACUCACAGACUCUGCCUGCCCCUACUACUCCGGCUGCAAACUCCCUGCAGUGCAUCGUUUGUGACCCCACAACAUCUCAGUGCACCACUCCAGUUACCUGUUCAGGAGUUGAGACCAACUGCAUCUCAGCAACUUUGAAUGACGGAAAAAACACAUUUCCUGCACUGGGUUGUGCAUCACCAAACACCUGUACAGCUGCUUCAAAUCUGGGAAGUUUGCCAUUCAUGAAGAGUGUUGGUUCAAUCACAAGUGGACCAACAUGCUGUACAGGCAGUUUGUGCAAUAAUCCAAGUACAACCACCACAGCUGCACCAACCACUACAACCACCACAGCUGCACCAACCACUACAACCACCACAGCUGCACCAACCACUACAACCACUACAACCACCACAGCUGCACCAACCACUACAACCACCACAGCUGCACCAACCACUACAACCACCACAGCUGCACCAACCACUACAACCACUACAACCACCACAGCUGCACCAACUACUACCACCACUACAACCACCACAGCUGCACCAACUACUACCACCACUACAACCACCACAACCAGUGGUGCCUUUAGCUUCAGACUUGGCUUUCUUCACUUGCUGUUUGUUUGUCUUUAUCUUUUAAUUAUCUAAAGAUAAAUCAGAGAUGUUGCAUUUGAAACAAAAUUAGAAGAAUAUGUACAUACCACUUUUAACUUGGAUUUUAGGUAUUCAUUAGUAUAUUAUAUAUGGGAUAUUAAUUUAUUUUUCAAGUUGAAUAAUAAUGUAUGAAUUUAUUUUGCAUUGAUCUGACUCUUGUAUUUAAAUCUAACAAAAGAUAAAAUAUUAUUUCUCAAUAAUGUAUUCUUUUAAAUUCUUUAAAUGGUUUCCUUGUGCUUUUUAAUGUCUCAUGUUAAAUGAACCUCAAUAAAUAUGAAAAAAUGGAAAUACAAAUUCAUAGACGUUUUUGCACCAAAUCAUAUUUAAACUUAGGAUUUUGAAAUUUUACUUCAUUUUCUCAAUUAAACAAAAUUUUAUGGCACUGACCUCUAUUAAUUAAUUUUUCCCUCCCAACUUUCAGUGAAACCAGUGGAAAAAACAUUUUUGUUCAAUAGCAACAGUUCUUAAUUGUGUUAAAAUGCUUAAAGGGAUAUUUUGUGCAUAAGGCCAGUUUAUAGCACAAAUAAGUGAUCUUUUACGGUAUUGUCCUAUGCAUAUCGUUUAUUCUUUGCUGAUCAUUUUGUUGAUUAUCAAACAAUAAUCAUGUUCUGUUACUUUGUAUUUUUGUGUUUUUAUUGUGUAAAGCAUUUUACAAUGCACUGAUACUGAACUAUGCUUUACAAAUAUUUGAUUUUAUCUCUAGUUUUAUCAUUAUAUUUUGCAACAUCAGAGAAGUUUAUUGCGUAAUUUUCACAAGUUGUUGAAUCAUGUUUAAAGUGCAGUCAUGGUUGGUCACUCCCCAUGUUAGGGACAUUGGACUAGGAAGUAGUUCCUGUGAUGAACUCAGUAAAUGUGCAGAAACACCAACUGCAGUUCUGGAACAGAGUAAAAGUGUGACUGUGGAACAGGUCACAAAAAUAAUAUACAGACAUAUCUUCAGUGAUUUGCUUUAUGUAGUGCUCUCUUACUCUCUCUAUACACUGCUCAAAAAAAUAA
Poeciliopsis prolifica (blackstripe livebearer) is the source of this 1970-nucleotide messenger RNA. RefSeq names its product integumentary mucin C.1-like. The transcript has 5 exons. The record is from RefSeq and is a predicted model, not a curated record. Bases 36 to 968 code for a protein of 310 amino acids. NCBI's taxonomy places the organism in Eukaryota, Metazoa, Chordata, Actinopteri, Cyprinodontiformes, Poeciliidae.